AUGCACUACUGGAGCCUCGAGAGCAUGCACGCUCGGCGCGUCGAGUCCUCUGCGUCUCUGCGCAGGGCACGAGCGCGCAUUGGAAGUGGAAUAGCCGCGCUUCCACCGGCACAACCUCUGUGUGCCGCUCCGGCCGUGUUCGGAGCCAGUCCCGUCUGCGAAUGCUCGCAUGCAAGUCAGAGCCAAAGCUCAUCACUGAUCGAUCCUAGCCAGAGUCAAAAGGAAAGCGGGCCAAAAGCAGGACGACGACUGGGAAAGCGGAUGGAAGGUGGGAAUUUUCGAGCCAGGCUUCAUUCCAAGCCCCGAGCGAGCGUGUUUUACCUCGAAAGCCCACGCAGCAACGCACGCACGCAUGCACCCUCGCGGCUCGACCGAAGCUCGAGAGGGGAAGGGGGAAAGGUCGCGUUGCAACACGCGUCGGGCACGAGCAGCGCAACGCCCGAAAGAGGUGGCCCUCAAGGCGAGCUUUUGAAGAGUAGUGACGGGCCGCGCGUUGGCAUUCGUCCUGGCAGCACCCCCCUCCCUCGUCCGCUUUCCUCUUUCGCUCCACCACCACCAUUCCAACUUUUUACCCUCCUCAUCCAACCCCAAAUCAACUUUUACGACAUGCCUCCCAAGAAGACCGGAGCUGCGGGUGCCAAGAAGGGCAAGACGUCGGCGUACAACAAGUACAUGAAGGACCAGCUCGCCGUGCUCAAGACCGAGAAGCCCAGCCUGUCGCACAAGGAGCGCUUCAAGCUCGCCGCCACCUCCUGGGCCUCGUCCAAGGAGAACCCCAAGAACAAGGCCUAG
Molecule: messenger RNA, 792 nt
Organism: Moesziomyces aphidis
Lineage: Eukaryota; Fungi; Basidiomycota; Ustilaginomycetes; Ustilaginales; Ustilaginaceae
Source: the annotation of a GenBank genome assembly